AUGGUGUUGAAAUGAGAGAUUAUGCCUUUAAUUAAAUAUUUCAUAUUAAAAUGUAAGAUUAAGGGACAAUGCAUACUUUUCCACGAAGGGGAUUUCCUUUCUUGAAAAAAAUGUUUUUUUUAAAAAGAGAUCAGCAACUCCCAGCAUUGCAGAGCCUCGUUGUCUACUUUCACCAUCUGCUUUGCCGCUUUCAGUUCAGAGUUCUGUCAAACCCGCACACACACACAGCCAAGAUGGCGGAUGCCGACGAUUGGGACGCUGACAACUUCGAGCCGGACGUCGCGCCGAGCAAAAAGGCGGUAGUGCUGGACAAAUGGGAAGGCGAAGACGAAGAUGAAGAUGUGAAGGAUAACUGGGAUGAUGAAGAGGAAGAGAAGAAAACAGAGGCAAAGAAAUCAGAGGCCAAAGUAUCGGAGAAGAAAAAACUGGCCGAAAAAAUAAAGGAGAAAGAAAACCGGCUAAGGAAAAAGCAACAAGAGCUGAAAAAGAAUUUGGAUGAAGAGGAAGAGCUUACACCUGAACAACAGCUAGCAGAAAAGUUGAAAGUCCAGAAGAUGCAGGAGGAAGCAGACUUGGAGCUGGCAAAAGAGGCGUUUGGAAUUUCAGGGGGUAGUACCACAAACAAUGUUUCUGGAAUUGAAGCCAUGUGCCCAUCUUCUAAAGAGGACUUCACAGAGUUUGAAAAGUUGCUGAAAGUGAAGAUAUUACAGUAUGAAAAAUCUGUGCAUUAUUCGAGCUUCUUGGAGUCGUUGUUUCGGGAGCUUUGUAUUUCAUUGGAAGUUGAAGACUUAAAGAAAAUCAGCUCUUCCCUGACAGUUCUACUUAAUGAAAAACAGAAGCAAGAAAAGGCAAUCAAAGGCAAAAAGAAGAAGAAAGGAGUUGUACUUGGUGGUGGUAUGAAAGCCAAGGGGAAAGAUGACCUUGCAGACUAUGGAGAAUUCGAUGGUGGCUACACCCAAGACUAUGAUGACUUCAUGUGACGACGGCUAUAUCCCCACUGCCCUUUCACCUUUAACCCUCAGAAAUGCAGCUGUACUUCUCAUGCUAUCCAGUGUCAUCCUGGAAAAACCUGAACAAUGUGUCGCCCUUUCAUUUUGCUUCAAUGACCCGAGGGACUAUACAGGUAGCAUCCAGUACCAACACUUCUGUUAUUACAUAAUGAAAUGGCCUAUUCUCUCAUUCAGCCUCCAAACUUCAUAAAAAGAUACAAAACACAGUGAAAAAUACUUUCCACGCUGUAUGCGAUUUGUAGAGCACGUUUUUGAUUUUGAGAAAUUAUACACUCAUGUCAAAUUCCAGUUGCUACUGCAGUGACAUCUAAACAAAUUAGGUUCUAUGCAAAUAAUUUCACCCAGAAUGUCUAUAAAUAUAGGUGUUUCACUUUACCUGUCGAUGGGUUUCUUACAGGAAAGUAUAUAGUAUCUAUAACGUUGGUUGCCAAAUACACAUGUUAUCUUUAUCUAUUGAAAGUUGCGUUCAUGCUUUGAAACUGACACUACAUGUUUAGUAGUUUUUACAGGUGGCUUAUGCAUUCACUGUAAAAAUGGAUAGACAAGUGUAAUGCAUUUUAGAGUUGGGCGGUAUCUAGAUUUUUAUACCAUCAUACUGGUCCUGUACGCUCAAAAUACAUUUUAAGCGGCAGGGAUUUAUCCAGGAGGGAAUUGAUUGUCUCUGCUGUAACCAAGAAGCUUGAUCUUGCAAGCUAGCCACUGAUCUAGUAAGUUAGCAAACCAAAUGUAUAGCUGGAGAUAAUUUAUUUGGCAUGUCUAAAGAUAGUUGUUCUAAGCAGUUGUAUUCAAAAUCAUACAGUCUGUAUUUCAAAAUUAUAUGGUUUUACCGCCCAAGCUUAAUUCAUUUUUACCACAUAUGUGACUCAAACCUCAUGGACAUCCUUGAACAGUUGAGUGAUUUUAGUUCAUUUGUGUGCAUGACAAACAGAAUUUGCUCAUCAAUUACUACUAAUGCAGAUAAAAUUGUGAUCUGGCAUGUUCUCACACAACUGGUCUCCUUAACAUUGCUUCUGCAGGCUUGUAUCAAGUGAGACGAGGAGGGGGCUUAUGGGCUGACCUUAAUGUCUUCAUACUGGUAGAAACGGACAUGUUUAUUCCUAUUUUCUAACAUUUGAUAGUUUUCAAAUUGUUAAGGAAAUUGGAAAUGGUGUACAAUAUACCAUAAAAGAUUACCAGCUCUUCAGUGUUUUAUAUGCAUCUAAUUGAAUAAAAUCACUGGUCGAAAUGA
Messenger RNA from Oncorhynchus gorbuscha (pink salmon), 2238 nucleotides. Its product is annotated as eukaryotic translation initiation factor 3 subunit J-A-like. Gene Ontology annotation, molecular function: translation initiation factor activity. The transcript is spliced from 8 exons. Bases 69 to 980 code for a protein of 303 amino acids. The record is from RefSeq and is a predicted model, not a curated record. Lineage: Eukaryota; Metazoa; Chordata; Actinopteri; Salmoniformes; Salmonidae. Gene Ontology annotation, cellular component: eukaryotic translation initiation factor 3 complex; cytoplasm.